Molecule: messenger RNA, 2041 nt
Organism: Bufo bufo (common toad)
Lineage: Eukaryota; Metazoa; Chordata; Amphibia; Anura; Bufonidae
Gene: ZNF385D
Product: zinc finger protein 385D
Exons: 8
Coding region: 192-1382 (396 amino acids)
Cellular component (GO): nucleus
Molecular function (GO): nucleic acid binding; zinc ion binding
Source: RefSeq, a predicted model, not a curated record
CAGGGGAUUGGAAGCGGGGUAAGACUGUGCAGCACAGCACUCAUCCUAAGCACAAGGAGCACUCAUCAUCGCUGUAGCAGUGCUGGCUUCAUUUCCACCUACUAAGGAAUGAGAUCUCCAUGCUUCACAUGACAGGCUUGUUGUGCUGGAGUUAAUGCAGAAUACACAGCAGCAGCAGGGUUGUGAUUGGAAUGAGAAACAUUAUGUAUUUCGGUGGAACAUGCCAAAGCCCAGCACUUUCUGCGCUGGUGCGCCCCCCACUACCGACAUUUCAACCCACACUGGAUAUAAAACAGUUCCUUCCAUUUUCUUUGGAAGCUGCAGCUGCAAUGAACAUCUUUCCAAACCUAACUGCAAUGGACCCAGUUCAAAAAGCAGUCAUAAGUCAUACAUUUGGGGCUCCCUUACAACAGAGAAGGAAGCAAAUCACCCCCUGCAAUGUAUGUCAACUGAAAUUUAAUUCUGAAAGCCAGGCUGUGGCCCACUACAAAGGCACUAAACAUGCCAAGAAGCUCAAAGCACUGGAAGCCAUGAAAAUUAAGCAGAAAUCUUUUGCUAUGAAGGACAACGCAAAGACUAUCUUCACUUCCAUCCCUACUAAUACCAUCAAUGGCAGCUCUGAGAAAACAGAAUUUGCCACAGGAAUUCCAGCAAUAUCCACCAGUACAACGUUAGAAAUCCGGAAAAUCAGUGUUAUGACAACAGAGACCACAGCAAAAGUUGACAAGAAAAUUACUCUGGUAACCAGCAGCAACAUUUGCCCUUCAGGAGAGACUGAAGAAGAAAAAGCUAAAAGACUUCUGUACUGUUCACUAUGCAAAGUCGCCGUCAACUCUGCCUCCCAGCUGGAGGCUCACAACAGUGGUGCAAAGCACAAAACAAUGGUAGAGGCCCGCAAUGGAAGUGGAACUAUUAAAGCAUUUCCUCGGGCAGGCGUAAAGGGCAGAGUGCCUUUAACCAAGGGAAAUACUGGUCUUCAGAAUAAAACAUUUCACUGUGAAAUAUGUGAUGUCCAUGUUAACUCCGAGACACAGCUAAAACAGCACAUAAGUAGUCGAAGGCACAAAGACAAAGCAGCUGGAAAACCACCCAAACCUAAAUAUAGCCCUUACAAUAAAGUCCAGAAAACAGCCUCUCCACUUGGGAUAAAAGUAGCUUUUUCUAAACAACGUCUAAAGUCAUUAACUGCACGGAUAUUUCCAAAUCCUCUGGCAGCAGCAGCAGCAGCAGCUGCCGCAGUUGCUGUGAAUUCACCCUUCAAUCUCCGUACUACGCCAGCAGCUACGCUAUUUCAGACUUCAGCACUUCCUUCAGCACUUCUGCGGCCAGCUCCAGGACCAAUACGGACCACCCACACACCUGUUUUGUUUGCUCCUUAUUGAUCUUCAAGCAGGGAUAAGUUGUACUGCAAUAAUUUUUUUUCUGAAACAAAAUUAAAAAAUAAAUAAAAAACACAGAACAAAAGAACUAUGCAGUGUUUAUUUUUAGUUUAGAAGAAAAAUAAGCCAGAAUUUUUCUUAGUUGAAACUGCUGGAGAGAAGCAAGAAAAGGUCAUAUUUUCUUAAAAAAGAGCAUUAAUUAAUGUAAAUUUAUUCUGUUGUAUAAUUUUAUUGCUAAAAGAAAGCACAUAUGACUGACUAUAUAUGGGAAGGAUUGGUCUUUACAACUCAUAACUAUGGGAUUUUUGGAGCUUUUUUAGCUCAUAAGGGUUUUGAGGUUAGGCAGAUGUCUCACUGUUAAUCAAUGUUGGUAAAACAUCUGUCCAUUAAUGGUCAUCCUAUACCUUUCCUGCCUCACCACAGGGAUGAGAUCUUUUAUCUGUAAAAAUUAUUCAGAUGUUUAAAAGCAAAGAGACACAAAAGGAAAAUACUUGCUGCUCAGUACAAUAUCACAAUAUGUUAGUACAGCUAGGAUCACCAAGGGUCCCCAUCAUUUUAGAUGUUUUUGUACUUCAAAUUACAUAAGAAUAUCUCCAGCAUUUUAGAAAAUGGAUCCCAUAUUUGUAAAGUUUAUUAAGUGCAUUUGAAAUAUCCAGUGGAUA